Papaver somniferum (opium poppy) is the source of this 966-nucleotide messenger RNA. Its product is annotated as F-box protein PP2-B10-like. Gene Ontology annotation, molecular function: protein binding. The transcript has 2 exons. Bases 1 to 966 code for a protein of 321 amino acids. Lineage: Eukaryota; Viridiplantae; Streptophyta; Magnoliopsida; Ranunculales; Papaveraceae. The record is from RefSeq and is a predicted model, not a curated record.
AUGGAAAGACUACCAGAAGGAUGUAUAUCUGACAUCCUAUCUCUAACAUCACCUGCAGAUGUGUGUCGGUCUAGUCUGGUUUCAACUCUUUUUAAAUCUGCAGCUGAUUCGGAUGCUCUCUGGGAGAGAUUUCUACCGGCCGAUUAUCAAGACAUCAUUUCUAGAGCAUUGCAUCCUUUUCCAUCAGCUGCACUAUCUAAGAAAGGCUUAUUUUAUCGCCUAUCCGAUAACCCACUUCUCAUUGAUGGUGGUCUUAAGACCUUUCAGUUGGAAAAAUCUAGUGGAAAGAAAUGUUUCAUGCUUGGAGCAAAGGAGCUUGGAAUUGCUUGGGGAGACAAUCCUAACCACUGGCGUUGGGAAGGUUACCCUGGAUCCAGGUUUCCUGAGGUGGCCGAACUUCAAUGGGUAUGCUGGUUUGAUAUCCGUGGGAAGCUUGAUACCAGAUUGCUAUCACCAAAGACCUUAUAUGCAGCUUACCUUGUGCUGAAGUUUAAGGAAAGGGCAUACGGUUUUAGUAACCAAACUGUAAAGGCCAGAGUCGAGGUCGUCGGAAGGGCUGGUGGUAAUAGUAGUGUGUGUAGCGAGGAGAUACUUAUCUACUUGGAUCCCAACGGUGAGGGGGGUGAACAUUUUGCACGGGAGAGAGGAGAUGGUUGGAUGGAGGUUGAGAUGGGUCAUUUCUACAACGAAGAAUUAGAAGAAGAGAACGACGAGGGUGGAGAGGUGCAUAUGUCUGUGCUUGAGACUGAGAGGUUAGGAACCAAGCGUGGCCUUGUUGUCCAAGGUGGGCAUACAAAUUCCAACUUGAAAUUAGAAAUUUUAAAAGUUGAUAUAAGAUCAAUUACUAAAACAGAAGAAGAUACUUUUUUGUCCAGUCAGAUGGCAUCAACUGAUCUUGCUGCAGUUUCGACUUCUUGUGCAAAGAUUGCAUCUGCUGGAACAAUGGAAUCAAUAGAGUUCGCCUGA